This is a messenger RNA of Elaeis guineensis (African oil palm), 1903 nucleotides long. The record is from RefSeq and is a predicted model, not a curated record. NCBI's taxonomy places the organism in Eukaryota, Viridiplantae, Streptophyta, Magnoliopsida, Arecales, Arecaceae.
UCUGUAUUUUGGCUGCUUCAGUACUUAUGGAUUUCUGUAAACAUUGUUUUUCUCUAAUAUAAGCUUUUAGCUCCUUCUUACCCAAAAAACAAAAAAGAAAAAAAAAGAGGGACUUUAUGUUAAAAAUGCCAGUAGAAAUCACUUUAAUCAUGCUAGCCCCUCAAUAGGGUUGGUGGAGGUGGACUUCAUCCUGCUACGAGUUUGGACAAUGGAAUCUUCGACGUACUUGCGCGCUAGAUAACUUUUCCUAUUCUCCUCUGGUUAAUGCUGUAAGAGGAAAUGCCCGUGUUGCCUCCUUCCAAGAUUCCCCCCACCAACCAAGAUUGGAACGCAGCUUUCUAUAUAAUAUAGGAUUAUAAUUGGCAGCGAGCAAGUAGCUAGAGUUGAUCAAACUUUGGAUUUCUUUGCCUGAAAAAGAUUGAACCCAGGAUUUCAUUUAAUAUCUGUGUGUUUCCAAACUGAUACUUCGUAGUCUUUAAUGGGUUGCAGGUUCAGUAAGACCCCGGUCGUCGUAAGCUCGAGCAACAUCGAUGUCAGAGCGCGUCAUGAGGAGACCUACCGGCUCCUAGCGGAGCUCCGAUCAAUUGACAUCGCUUCCUGGCCACCACCUGCUCUCAUGCUCGACGAGUACUCGAGCCUCGUCGGUACACCCGAGCUCAAGGAGGCAACCUCAAAGAACCCUGCCCUCCUCUCCUUUAUAAAUGACCACAUCGACCAUACCAUCAACACACUGAGGUCUCUCAACGGUGUCAAAGGCCAUCUCGACAAGGCCCAAGUCAUUUUAUCUACCAUCCGCAGGGCUCUCGAGUGCUUCGAGAAGGACAAUGCCAAGGGAAAUGACAAGAAGAAGAAGAAGAAGAAGAGCGCCAAGAAGUAUUCGAAGGGGAUCGACAAGUUGAUCAAGGAGACGAGGGCGGUAGGAAAGCCGUUUGUUGGGCUGAACACCGACAAGCUACGGUCGGCUUGCGAGAGGCUGCGGGCGCUGCUGGCCGCGCUGCAUCGAGGGGAUCAGGUGCUCGAGAAGAGGCGGACAUCGGUCAAGAAGUGCAAGAAGGCUUGGCAUAUAAUCUACAUGGCAGGGACCGUGGCGGUCUUAGCCUGCUCCGUGAUACUCGCGGCGGUGGCGGCGCCGGCUGCCGCGAUCGCAGGAAUCACAGCAUCCGCCACCGCCAUGAACGCUGUGGAGCCGUGGAUCAACUCGUUGUGGGAUGGCAGGGAGGGGUCGUUGCAGGACCGGAAGGAUAUCAUAGCGGCGAUGCAAAGAAAAAGUGGGCUCCUGGUGCGUGAAUUGGAGACCGUAUGUUCGAUUAUCGAGAACUUAAAGAUCGACAUGGAUGUGGUGUUAAAAGUUGUGGACUCUGCAAUCAGCGGGGAGGAGGAUGGGGAGAAGAUUGGGAUUGAGAAUAUUAUGGCAAAGACGGGGGAGCUUGGGUUGCGUAUCGACAGCUUGAACGAGAAGUUGGAUUUGCUUGGUGGUGGGAUUAGGAAGGAGACUGCCGAGCUGUUGGAGAUCAUCUUGAAGACACCUAGGUUUCAGUCCAACUGCGUGUUUUGCACCACAUAAAGCGGCACAAUUCUGGGUGGCUACCACACAAUCUGAUCAUGGAGAUGCACAGCUAUCAAAUAGAGCAAGGCAUAUUUAAUAGUUGUCCAUCUCCAUGAAUAGAUGACGUGGUGUUCAUCCAGAAUUGUACCUCUCUUUAUGGUGCAACUCCACAAAGGUUCCGAACUCCUAGGUUUUCAGUUGUUUCCUCCUGUUUUUCUUAUUUCUCCUUUUUAAUCCUUGUUUGUUUUUUAAUUGUGUGUGCAAGAAUAACCAUGACGUGGAUGGAGCAUGGUGUAGUUGAUAGUUGUCCAUCUCCGUGAAUGGAUGGCGUGCAUCUAGAAUUGUACUGUUCUUUGU